AUGCAAAGUGGAAACCUAACCUCGGUGUCUUACUUCUACCUGGUGGGCCUGCACCACCCACCGGAGCUGGGCGUGCCACUCUUCCUCAUCUUCCUUGUCAUCUUCCUCCUCACCGUCUCCGGCAAUGGCAUCAUCAUCCUCACUGUCCUGGUGGACGUCCGACUCCAUCGUCCCAUGUAUUGGUUCCUCUGUCACCUCUCCUUUCUGGACAUGACCAUUUCCUGUGCAAUUGUCCCCAAGAUGCUGGCUGGGUUUCUCCUGGACAGCAGGGUCAUCUCCUUUGGGGGCUGUGUGAUCCAACUUUUCUCCUUUCACUUCCUGGGCUGCACGGAGUGUUUCCUAUACACGCUCAUGGCUUAUGACCGUUUCCUGGCCAUUUGUAAGCCUCUGCACUAUGCCACCAUUAUGACGCGGAGCGUCUGUAACUACCUGGCCUUUGGCACCUGGAUGGGAGGCACCAUCCAUUCGCUUUUCCAAACGAGCUUCAUAUUCCGACUGCCUUUUUGUGGGCCCAAUCGGGUCGACUAUUUCUUCUGUGAUAUUCCGGCCAUGCUGCGGCUGGUCUGCGCUGACACCAGCAUCAAUGAGCUGGUCACCUUUGUGGACAUCGGCUUCCUAGCGCUCACCUGCUUCGGGCUAAUUCUCACUUCCUACGGCUACAUCGUGGCCGCCAUCCUGCGCAUCCGUUCUGCCGAUGGGCGCCGCAACGCCUUCUCCACCUGUGCGGCCCAUCUAACUGUCGUCAUUGUUUACUAUGUGCCCUGCACCUUCAUCUACCUGCGCCCGGGGUCCCAGGAACCCCUGGAUGGGGUGGUGGCUGUCUUCUACACUGUCAUCACUCCCUUGCUCAACCCCAUCAUCUACACGCUCCGGAAUAAAGAAAUGAAGGCAGCACUAUUGAGACUGGGUGGGCGCAGGGACACACAAUCUCAGUGA
Molecule: messenger RNA, 936 nt
Organism: Sorex araneus (European shrew)
Lineage: Eukaryota; Metazoa; Chordata; Mammalia; Eulipotyphla; Soricidae
Product: olfactory receptor 10G6
Exons: 1
Coding region: 1-936 (311 amino acids)
Biological process (GO): G protein-coupled receptor signaling pathway
Cellular component (GO): membrane
Molecular function (GO): G protein-coupled receptor activity; olfactory receptor activity
Source: RefSeq, a predicted model, not a curated record